This is a messenger RNA of Chiloscyllium plagiosum (whitespotted bambooshark), 2078 nucleotides long. It is a transcript of the gene tfpi2, whose product is annotated as tissue factor pathway inhibitor 2. Gene Ontology annotation, biological process: negative regulation of peptidase activity. Gene Ontology annotation, molecular function: serine-type endopeptidase inhibitor activity. NCBI's taxonomy places the organism in Eukaryota, Metazoa, Chordata, Chondrichthyes, Orectolobiformes, Hemiscylliidae. Gene Ontology annotation, cellular component: extracellular region. The record is from RefSeq and is a predicted model, not a curated record.
AAAACACAAGUUGCGACAAUAAAACCCAAAUUUAAUUGAGUAUGUGAUGAAUGUUGAGUGAACGAAUGAGAGCGGGGUAAGUGGGUGAACGCACGAACGACUAACGGUGGGGAGUGAGUGAGUAGUCCAGUCCGGGGGGAAAAUGAUAACAUGGAUGGAAUUAACGUUUUUGGUGUUCCACUGAAACAUCUCGGAGUCAGACUGAGUGCAGUGGCCGGAACACCCGCUGUAUAAAUGUACCAGAUUGGAGUUUCCUGAAAUCGGCGGGUGGAGAGUCCACUGCUCCAGCGCAGACUAAAGUCACGAGUCACAGAGAGGACUCUACAGUGAAACCAACAGGAACUCAUUCGCUCUGUCCAAAUCAUGGGGUUGCAGCUUUUCAUCAUGACCUGCAGCAUCUUGCUGCUGCUGGCUUCACGAUUCAACGUGGCACAGAGAGACAACCGAGAUGUUUGCUUACUGUUACCAGACCCAGGACCCUGUAAGGCCUUGUUCCAUCACUUUUAUUAUGACAGAUAUACUCAGAAUUGUGAGGAAUUCGAAUAUGGUGGCUGCAAGGGUAAUGCAAAUAACUUUGCAACAUUGGAAGAAUGCAAGAUGCACUGCCGCAGAAUUAAAAAGGUUUCUAAAGUAUGCAGGCUGGAAGCAGAUUCAGGACCAUGCCGUGCUUCCUUUGUGAGAUAUUUCUAUAACUUUACAACAGGACAAUGUGAACAAUUUAUAUUUGGUGGUUGCUUUGGAAAUGAUAAUAAUUUCAACGACAUUUCAUCUUGCCAGAAUGAGUGCAAGCCAAUAUCAGUUUUACCCUCAUUCUGUACCAAGCCCAAUGAUAAGGGAUCUUGUGCAGCUGAUAUCCUGCGGUUUUACUUCAACGAUGAGAAAGGGAUCUGUGAGACAUUCACUUACUCUGGCUGUGGCGGAAAUGACAAUAACUUUAUCACUCUGAAUGCUUGUCAAAAGAUUUGUCAACCACGUGACAGGAAACCAGUGAAAAGCAAAGUUCCUGUGAAACCAGUUUAUAAGACAAUUACAUUAAAAAGCAGAAAGCAGUUUUUAAGAAACCAAAAGAGGAAAAUUUAAAUGUUGACCACUCCUAGCAAGGAGGUCCAAGUCAAAUGUUCUUACAUUUUCCAUCUUGGAUUAAAAUCUGGACUGUAAUCAACAUUUUCUUCAUAUCUUUGAAGAUGAAAAGAGGAUUUACAACCAUUAUCUAAUCUCCCACAGUAGUCUGAGAGUACAGAGCUUUUUUUUUCAGAUUAUGCUUUUGCUGCAUUUAUUAUGGUGUCACUAAUUUUGCUGAAGAGAAUAUUUUAAUGACAAUGGGAAACUAAAGAAAGGAAGGAUUUAAUGGAUCAACUGAUCAUUUGUCAUUCCACUCGUUUUUAUACUGUUCUAGUGGAAUCUGUUUCUUUUAGAUAUCAUACAAUUGAAAUGGAUUAAUUUCAAGCAUAGAAUGCAGUAAAAAAGAUUUUACUUCAAGAUCUGUGCACUCUUCUUUAAUGCUUGUUUAGUUGGAAAAUGUAUUCCUUGUGGUCAAUUUCUUCUUGUCAUCUUUUCUAUGACUUAUUUCCAUUCCUGUAGAAUUAUUAAGUCCUCUCAUAAUUAUCACUUAAAAUUCAAAAGCACCAGCAAUUUCAACUGGUUCACUACAUUUAAAUGGGUGCUAACCUCUACAUUAGGUUCUUUGUGACUAACAGUGAGAGGACUAGAACGUAGAGUUUAAUUCCAUUUCUGAGCACAGAUUUACAAAGGAACCUUGAGCUCUCUUUCAAAAGAAAUAGAGCUCAGAGAAGUUAAAUUACAUUGUUGCUUUAACUAGUUAGAAUCACAUUAAAUCCUAUAAUUGAUUAAAGCAUACUAAAUAAUUUUUAUGGCUUUUUUUUUUUAGCAAUUAUAUACAUAUUAAAUAUGAAGUACUAGAAUUUAUUCUUAAGAAGUGGAGAAAUUUGAUAAUAUCCAAAAACGCUAUCUUAUUGGAAUAAAUUCUGCAUUGCCACUUCCUGUUAUAAGUGCACAGUAGAAAUGGGAAUAUUUAUGUACUGAAGCCUUUUAAAAAAUUAAAAAGAAUGAAUAACAAA